Messenger RNA from Saccostrea echinata, 1534 nucleotides. Its product is annotated as heme-binding protein 2-like. The record is from RefSeq and is a predicted model, not a curated record. NCBI's taxonomy places the organism in Eukaryota, Metazoa, Mollusca, Bivalvia, Ostreida, Ostreidae. The transcript is spliced from 4 exons. Bases 209 to 781 code for a protein of 190 amino acids.
UUGCAUCAAUCUGCUUGAAUUAUUUGCUUUAAGUUUUUUUUUGUUGUGUAACUGCAGUAUGUAUAAAUACCGAAAGUUAAUCUGAGAGUCAGAAACGAUUCAAAAGCUCAAGACAUCAAUUACCAAACCUAGCUAUUCAGCAGGCCAUCAAUUUAGCGGACCAUUUGAAGAUUUUGUUUAGUUUUUAUCUACCUCGCCCUCACUAAAGAUGACCAGCAUUCUGAAAACCAUUGGCUCUGUCAUUUCCUCCAAAGGCCUGGACAAACCAGUGUAUGAGACCCUCAGUUCAGAGAAGGAGUAUGAGUUGAGGCAGUACAGUCCGGCAAAAUGGGUCAGUUAUACAACAAAAUCUAUGAAGCAGGAAGAGGCACGAACUGAGGGGUUCUGGAAAUUGUUUAAUUACAUUCAGGGGGAGAAUGAGAAAGAAAUGAAAAUUGAGAUGACAGCACCAGUUUCAACCAAAGUGGAACCAGGUGCAGGUCCGAAUUGUGAGAGCAGUUUUACCGUGUCUUUUUACAUCCCACCAGAGCACCAGGAAAACCCCCCUCAACCCAAAAACCCAAAUGUUUUCAUAGAGGAGAGACCUGAAUUUGAAGCCUACGUUAAAUCUUUUGGAGGAUUUGCUAAAGAGGAAUCAUGGGUAAACGAAGCUCAAAAAUUGUUGGAAGAUUUGAAAGAGAAGACGAGCGAGAUUCACCAGGAUUACUGGUUCACAGCUGGUUAUAACAGCCCAUUUCAACUGUUUGGUAGAACCAAUGAGGUCUGGUUUGUCAAGAAGUGAUUUAGUGACAAAGUGAAAGUUAGAGUCUGUAACCUUGGUGCAAUACGGGCGUGGCUUCACUGUAUCAGGGUAUAAAAAGUUACUGAAGAACGGGAAUCACUCGGGAAAGUGGACUCAGGAAUUUGAUGAUAAUUUUUUGUUUACUUGUAGCAUCAAGUUAGAUACAUGUAUGAUUCGAGUAGAAAAUUGUACAUUGGAGUAACAUUCCAUAUAUAUAUGUAUAAGUGCUCAGCAGGUGUUAGUCAUUUUUAUACAAGUACUGUGCACCAUGUUUUCUAUUCCUAGUCCUCUGUAUCUACUGCAACUUUUAAGGUUUUCAUUUUAAAAGAAUUCCUUAUUUUUAUAUAUGUACAAUACUGAUAAAUAAUAGAAGGCAGUAAUCUGUGACAUACAUGUACCAUUUUAUGUCCGGGUCAUUUAUAUUACCGCAAAUCACUUUUUAUUUGCGAUAAAUUCAUUUUUCCAAAAUAUUCGAGACUCUCUGCUCACAAAACUUUCAAUAAUUUGCAAUAUUAAAGAUCACAUACAGUAAUGAUCAAGAUUCUUGAGAAUUUUGUCGUUUAUAAAUGCCAAAUAAUUAUUAUAUUAAGAUGUCGUGUACAUUUAGUGAUCUACAGUGCUCCUUAGGUACAGAUGAACAUUUACAUGUAAUAUAUUGAUCAACCAGCAUUAUUAUAAAAUUCAUUUUUGAAAUCAAGUGCCAUGAUUCAAAUAAUUUAUUUUUUAUAAAUUAUAAUGAUAAUAAAUGUUAAC